Messenger RNA from Knipowitschia caucasica, 1041 nucleotides. Lineage: Eukaryota; Metazoa; Chordata; Actinopteri; Gobiiformes; Gobiidae. The record is from the annotation of a GenBank genome assembly.
AUGGCGUCCUCCUCCAGCGCUGCGUUUCGGAGCGUGUUUAUCUUAGGACGAAAGAACCUUUUACCGUCCAGUUUUCAGCAUGGCACACACAGAGCCACGUACGCGACCCUUCUGUCCACCAGUCCUCCUAAUAAUGCUAAAAACAACAGAGGUUUUCCAGAGAGAGGAGGCCGAGGUCCGUUUGUGAGAAAACCCAGGAGAGAAGCCGGAGCGCCGCGGACAGAGAAGAUGUCUGCGGAUCAGGACUGGACGGCUGUGUACCCCUCUGCUGCUCCCUUCAGACCCAACGCUGUCCCGCUGCCUGUCCGCAUGGGCUAUCCUAUAAAGGGGGGCGUCGCCAUGGAAAAAAAGGGGAACUUGGAGCUGGUCAAGAUCCCUAAUUUUUUGCAUUUGACACCAGCCGCAAUCAAGAAGCAUUGUGCUGCACUUAAACCUUUCUGCACGCAGUGGCCGUCAGCGCUGGACACAGACGCUAAGUGUGACCAGCACUUCCCAAUCCAAAUCCAAACCACGGACUAUGUGAGCGACGGCCCUUCGCUGCGAAACCCGUCCGCUCGCAUCGUACGCCUCAAAGUGAAAUUGUCGAGCUUGAAUCUGGACGACCAUGCACGCAAUAAGAUGAUCAAACUGGCGGGAGAUCGAUUCUGCAAAAGCACAGACGUCCUCACCGUCACCGCCGACAGCUGCCCUUUGCGAAAGCAGAAUUACGACUAUGCAAUGUAUCUCCUCACGGCUCUUUACCAUGAGUCCUGGAAAACUGAAGCCUGGGAGGCAGAGAAGACCGUGGCCGACAUGGAGGAGUACAGCUGGGAGAACAGUCCCUCGCAGAGAAACCUCCUGGAGACUUUGAGGCACAUGAAGAUGGAGGGAGGAGAGGGAGGUGAGGGAGGAGAGGGAGGAGAGGGAGAGCACCAUCGGCUGCUGGGUCGAGCUGAGGUGCAGGAGUACAAGGACUCUGUGACCAGGUUGAAAAACGAAGGAGAUAACGACGAGACGUUACAACUUUACAAAGAGGCCGUCAAGAAAGUACUCCAACUGUAA